This is a messenger RNA of Perkinsus marinus ATCC 50983, 1029 nucleotides long. RefSeq lists its product as hypothetical. The record is from RefSeq and is a predicted model, not a curated record. The transcript has a single exon. NCBI's taxonomy places the organism in Eukaryota, Perkinsozoa, Perkinsida, Perkinsidae. Gene Ontology annotation, molecular function: oxidoreductase activity. The annotation marks the transcript as partial. Gene Ontology annotation, cellular component: plasma membrane.
CACGAACUCAUACAGUCUGAGUUCACUCAUUCUGCUGGUCCCUAUGUCACUUCUGGUGUUCUCUUCGUUGUUUGGAUUGCUAGCAUUUUCGAGAGGGUUAUUGAGCUCAUUGAAACCACUGUGCAAGCUGUCUCCACGAAGUCCAAGAAGCACUUUGACGAACAUCCCGAAGAUUCCAGUAACGCCUUCUGCUCGAAGGUAGAGUCAAUCACUCCUUUGACCGACGGUGACGCCAAGGAUGAUGCACCGGCUUGCGAGAUCGUUCUCAGGACGCAUGUGAAACCGAAGCCAGGGCAGUGGAUUCAGGUGACCUUCCCUGGAAAGGACUGUGUUGCACAUGCCUUUUCUCCACUGCCGAAUCCGAAGGAGAAGCACACUUUGAAACUGUUGGUCUCUUGUGAUGGGUACAUGACUAAAAAGUUCGUGGCUGCUGACUUCGAGAGGUUCAUCAAUUCCCGAGUCUAUGUGCAAGGUCCUUAUGGUGCAUCGGAUGUGCCCAAACAGAUAGCUGGUCCUGAUGACUACACUGUUAUGAUUGCCGGUGGCACGGGUAUCUGUCCCAUUGCUUCCGUCAUCGCUUCCCUGCCUGAUGACCAGAAGGAGAAGGUGUCCCUGCUUUGGGCCUUCAGAACGUCCGGUGAAUUUGUGUCGGUUCAUCAGCUACUAGCUGGUGUUGGCCAUCGUGAACUCAUGUAUUCCGGUACUGAUGAGGUUAUGCGCCGAGCCACUGCCGAUUUGGAAGCUUGCGUGUGCCCCGCUCACUACGGGCAAAUGAUCACCGGUGGUGAUGCUCUGAAUAAUACUCGUCCUAGUCACUAUGCUCACCACGGUAACAAGGAGAUCGCUGAUUUCGUGAACAAGGCCAUUGACAAGGCGGAUCAGAGCAAGGCGAAGAGGAUCAACUUCUACCUGUGUGGGCCCGUUUGCAUGAUCAACUUGACGGUUGAUGCUAUUCGAGCAGCUGAGAUACCUCAGGGUCUCGAGCUUGGUGUUAUUAAACGCGAGUCGUUCGGCAUGAUGCCAUGGUAA